AUGCUUAAAGAGGUCGAACUAUUCAACCAGUACGAACGUGUUACCUUCCACCAUCGUAUUGUUUCCAUUUCAGCCUCCCUUGGUUUAUCUGCCUCGUGCGCAUCACUGAUGCUAUCCAUGGAACCGUGGUUGCCAAUCGCCAUUCCAGUUUUUCUCGGUUUGGUUUUACGUUCUGGCGUUCUUUUGCAUCCCUACUCUGGACAGUCAAAACCACCACUGUAUGGAGACUAUGAAGCCCAAAGACACUGGAUGGAGGUAACCACUAAUCUUCCAAUCCGCGAUUGGUACACCAAUUCUACUGACAACGAUUUACAGUAUUGGGGUCUGGAUUAUCCCCCUCUUACAGCAUACCACAGUUGGCUUAUGGGGAAGAUUUCCGCUUGUUUCGACCCAGCUUGGACGAAACUUUAUUCCAGCCGCGGGAUCGAAUCUUACGAUCAUAAAGUGUUUAUGCGCUACACAGUCCUACUGGCCGAUUUGGUGAUUUUUGUUCCCGCCGUGUUAUACUUUUUCUAUCGGGCUCUACGCUCUAUCUAUUCCUAUCCCUGCAUCUCUCCUUUCUACUCUUGCUGUCUUAUGCUGAUCUACCCUGGUCUCAUUCUAAUUGAUCACGGACAUUUUCAGUACAAUUGUGUCAGUCUGGGAUUGUUUAUAGCCGCGGUAUCUUUUUUCCUUCGCGAUUGUGAUAUUUUGGGUACAAUACUUUUUUGUUUAUCCAUUUGUUAUAAACAAACAGAGCUUUAUCAUUCACUGCCGCUCUUUUUCUAUUUACUCGGAAAGUGCUCCCACUGCCCAUUCCGAGCGGGUUUAUCGAAGCUUGUAGGCCUCUCAUUUGCCGUUGUUUCGACCUUAUGUUUCGUCUUUUCCCCUUACCUCACGGAUCUAACUUCACUUUACCAAGUUAUUCGUCGUAUCUUCCCCCUGGAUCGUGGUCUAUUUGAAGACAAGGUUGCAAAUUUUUGGUGUUCCACUUCUCCGUUUUUCAAAUGGCGUCUUCUCGGCACUCAGAAUGAAUUGAUCUCUCUAUGCUCCUUCGUUGUGCUGCUCACAUGUUUACCAUCUUGUGUUUCUCUCUUGUGCGCUCCGCGUAAAAAGAAGCUUCUGUUCGCUCUGGCCGCUUCUUCCAUGAACUUUUUCUUAUUUUCAUACCAGGUGCACGAAAAGUCGAUCUUACCGGUGGCCAUUUCGGCUUUAUGUCUAAUUCCUCUGUCCCCAGUGUCUUCGUUCUUGUUCACGCUGACCUCCACUCUCAGCAUGUGGCCUCUGUUCCUCAAAGACGGACUAGCGCCUGUCUGUUUCUGCACAAUCGUAAUGUACACUACUUUCUGUUAUUCUAUCCUCUUACACCGGCCCCAAAAGACAUUGGGAUUCAGCUAUCCAGGUCUGUUGCUUGCAUUUGUACUUGGUAGUUUUGGCUUGUUGUUCUUGACUGAGACAUUCGUAUCCCCGCCAGCAGCCUACCCGGAUUUGAUGCCACUGGCUGUCUCUGUGCUUUCUUUUGUACAGUUUGUCGUUUUCGGACUAUUUUGGAAUUGGAAAGUUUUUGUGGUAGUCGAUUAAAGCUUCCUCUUAAAGUUACUCCUGUUUUGCCUCGCCAUGACUUGGUCUCCACAUCUCGCUUUUACAUGCUCUUUUUGCCUAUGAAGUGCCACUUUGACUUUCACUAACCUGUUUGGAUAUGCUUUUCGUGUGACAACUAAUGCACACGUUCGCUGUGAUCUCAUUUCAUUAUUCUUCAGUGGGUGUUUCCGUGGCAUAAACGCCUUGACUCUACCGCUCAUCUUCUGUUGUGUAUGAUUUUGCGUGACAGAUUAUCACUCAUUCGUCGGUCACUUCCAUUCAUCACCAUGUGUAUUUGUUUCUCGGCUAUCUACGUAUUACGAACUGUGUAGCUCACUCUCAGAGUAAACAUUCUAGACCCCUUCAUUCAUGGGUCUUAAAAGGUGUGGACUACGGGUCAUUGAGGUCUGCUACACAAACGAC
Dicrocoelium dendriticum is the source of this 1983-nucleotide messenger RNA. Lineage: Eukaryota; Metazoa; Platyhelminthes; Trematoda; Plagiorchiida; Dicrocoeliidae. The record is from the annotation of a GenBank genome assembly.